Messenger RNA from Photinus pyralis (common eastern firefly), 1224 nucleotides. RefSeq lists its product as uncharacterized. The record is from RefSeq and is a predicted model, not a curated record. NCBI's taxonomy places the organism in Eukaryota, Metazoa, Arthropoda, Insecta, Coleoptera, Lampyridae. Gene Ontology annotation, molecular function: nucleic acid binding; 3'-5' exonuclease activity. Gene Ontology annotation, biological process: nucleobase-containing compound metabolic process. Bases 188 to 1084 code for a protein of 298 amino acids. The transcript has 3 exons.
ACUUGGCCACGUGGUUGUGUUGUCAUUAAAACAUAACCUUAAGUAAUUAUUUUGUAAAUUGUAUAUUUUCAGCAAGUAUUUUAACCGUUUGUGAAUAGGUAGUUUUACGUACACAGCUAUAAGGGCACCAGUGGCAUGCACAAUCCGAUGAAAGUUAAGAAUGUACUAAGCUUUCCCAUUCCCAGACAUGAAUUUUCCCUAUGAUAUAGGUGAAAGGGUCGUUGUGGAAUUAAAGAACUCGUGUUUAGUCGAAGGCGAUUAUUCAACCAGUACGGAUACCAGAGUGGAGUUGAUAAAUGUUGAUGACUGGGCAUACAGAAACCUCUUUAAGGGACCACUUUCAUUCUACUUCUCGGAGAUAGCAUCUAUAAAGGUGUUACAUCCCGAUUGGUCAGAAAAUAACGAGCAUAAACAAUGUAAACGCACAGAUUUGAUUAAUUUGCCUCUAUCGGAAUUUGUACGGCUAAGGGAUAUGAGUCGGGAGUACGUUUACCUGCCAGUAGUCGAUCAAAAAUAUGUAAAAGCCAUUGAAUACAUUCGCGGUUGUGAAUGUAUAGGUAUAGCGGCUUUUGGAUUUAACUUGUUCGAUAUGAAAGCGCUAGCGUUAUUAGUGCUAACGUCUUGGGAUCGGGUUUUUAUUUUUGACUUACUGUCAUAUCGUCGUGUGCAUUUUCCACCUGAUUUAAAGGAAAUAUUGGAAUCAGAAUUUAUAAAAAAAGUGGGACACGGUUUGCUAGAGCCCAUAGAAUUCUUUUGGCACUACUAUAAAGUUGCCAUAAAAAAUAUUUUUGAUACGCAGCUUGCAGAUUUAAAGUUGCAAAAGCACGAGAAAGACAGUGCUGUGAUGUUACGCUCGUUGCCGAACUGUUUAAAUUUGUAUUUCAAUUUCCCUGCAUCCAUUUUGAGUAACGUAGAGAACAUCGAAUUGAAACAGUUGCAAGAACGCCCAUUGCAAGAAUCUACAAAAGUGUACGUCUCUAUGCUGGCAGCAUAUCUGAUAGUCCUAUAUAACAAACAAGAAAAGCUGCUCCUAGCACAAUAUUACGAGCUUGUUGAGGAACAAACCAAAUUGAUCAAGGAGUGAAAGAUUUGUAUUUUAAUUGUAAUUUACUACGGUUGACUGAGAGGUAAAUUGAGAUUGUAGACUGAAUUUGUAUAAAUUAAGUAAUCAUAUUUUAUAAUUGUGUUUUUAAUUAAUAUGCUGAAUACAAAUAUUUUUUAAGA